Molecule: messenger RNA, 669 nt
Organism: Ostertagia ostertagi
Lineage: Eukaryota; Metazoa; Nematoda; Chromadorea; Rhabditida; Trichostrongylidae
Source: the annotation of a GenBank genome assembly
AUGAUUCGAAAUUGUAAAAGCGAUUAUAUGGGUGCUGGGUGCGUGCACUGUUCUAUGUAUGUAGGUUUGUUGAAUAUACAAAACCAUCACCCUGCCAAUACCAUUGUGGUCAUAUUUGUCAACAAAUCCACCUUUCAGGUACCAUUCUGGGAUGCCUACAUCAUAGCGCUUCAUCGGAAGAUCAAAAAUGAUCCUGUAGUUUUCCCCGAGACUCCACAUCUCAGUGACCCUCUGAAAGAUGUUAUCUUGGGGCUGUUGAAGAAGGAUCCUGGCCUUCGAUUACUCCUGCAGGAAGUCAAGGUGCACGCGUGGGUAACGCGUCGCGGCACGUGUCCGAUGCCGUCGGAAGAGGAGAACUGUCACUUGGUAACAGUGACGGAGGAAGAGAUCGAGAACUGUGUACGGGUUAUUCCACGACUCGAUACGCUCAUACUUGUCAAAGCGAUGGGUCAUCGGAAACGCUUUGGGAACCCGUUCAGGAACACCGGGAAUUCGUCGUUACGCGAUCGACGGAAGUCGAGCUCGGUAAAGGACCCUACGUACUGCCCACCGUCGUCCAUCACGAAUGGAGAGAGCAGGCGUGACGUCAAUGGCCUAAGUGAACCUAUGUCGAAGUUGCACCUCUCUCCGGACAGCUAUCCACCGAAAGCCGCAUCAGCACGUCAUUAG